This is a messenger RNA of Penicillium maclennaniae, 954 nucleotides long. RefSeq names its product putative 3'-5' exonuclease (gene rex4). NCBI's taxonomy places the organism in Eukaryota, Fungi, Ascomycota, Eurotiomycetes, Eurotiales, Aspergillaceae. Bases 1 to 954 code for a protein of 317 amino acids. Gene Ontology annotation, biological process: ribosomal large subunit assembly; rRNA processing. The transcript has 2 exons. The record is from RefSeq and is a predicted model, not a curated record. Gene Ontology annotation, cellular component: nucleus. Gene Ontology annotation, molecular function: nucleic acid binding; 3'-5' exonuclease activity.
AUGGAUACGAACGGUCUUUCCAGCAACUGGAAAAAGCUACAGGCGACUCUCAAAAAGACACCCUCGACCUCGACCUCCUCAAUAGGGAAGAAACGCAAAGCCUCGGACCGCGACUCUGGACAUGGAACAUUGAAGAAACAGAAGCCCGGAAAGGAAUAUACAAAAACACGAGAUACAAUCACACCAUAUAAACGAAAGAGAAUGUCCGAAGGAGCUGAAAUCGCGGCGAACACUGCCGACGCAGACUCGACCAAGCCUGCUUUGCGGAGAAAGUCUAGCGCCGGAGUCUCUGCGCAGACUGAGACUGGAUCGCGCAAUGGGAAAGUGAAUGAGGGCCGUUCAAAGACCGCCGAGGUUGGAAAAUACGUUGCCAUGGAUUGUGAGAUGGUAGGCGUCGGGCCGAACCCGGACAACGACUCGGUUCUUGCGAGGGUCAGUAUCGUUAACUUUAACGGUGACCAAGUCUACGAUUCAUACGUUCGACCUAAGGAAAUGGUGACAGACUGGAGAACUCACGUUAGCGGUAUUGCCCCCAAGCACAUGGUGGAAGCAAGAAGCCUCGAACAAGCUCAGAAAGAAGUUGCUGAAAUUCUGGAUGGCCGUGUCCUCGUUGGUCAUGCCGUGAGCAAUGAUCUUGAUGCUCUACUCCUCGGCCAUCCUAAGCGGGACAUUAGAGACACUAGCAAACAUCCUGAGUACAGGAAGAUUGCGGGCGGCGGCUCACCACGACUGAAGGUGCUUGCUGAACACUUUCUCGGCAUCAAGAUCCAGGAAGGUGCCCAUUCAAGUGUGGAAGAUGCACGGGCGACAAUGGCCCUCUAUCGCCGUGAGAAGGAUGCCUUCGAGCGUGAGCACCUGAAGAAGUGGCCAAUCAGAAAUGCCCCUGAACCCAAAGAGAAGGGAGACACUACGAAGAAAAAGAAUAAGAAGAAGAAGAAGAAGGGCAAGAAAUGA